This is a messenger RNA of Aspergillus tanneri, 11991 nucleotides long. RefSeq names its product PKS-NRPS hybrid synthetase psoA (gene nrps14). Lineage: Eukaryota; Fungi; Ascomycota; Eurotiomycetes; Eurotiales; Aspergillaceae. The coding region runs from base 1 to 11991 and encodes 3996 amino acids. Gene Ontology annotation, biological process: fatty acid biosynthetic process; secondary metabolite biosynthetic process. The transcript has 7 exons. The record is from RefSeq and is a predicted model, not a curated record. Gene Ontology annotation, molecular function: phosphopantetheine binding; 3-oxoacyl-[acyl-carrier-protein] synthase activity; fatty acid synthase activity.
AUGAUGCCCCGGCGUGGCGCGUGUGCUAGUGUACGAGCUAUUUCGAACAAAAAUAACCCUAAUUUGGGUAAAGAAUCGCGUUUCAACGCCGAUGGCUUUUACCACCCAAAUGGCGAGCGUCAUGGCGCCAUAAAUGUCACUAAGUCUUAUUUCAUCGAAGAGGACCCACGACUCUUUGACGCCGGAUUCUUCAGCAUUGCCCCCCGAGAGGCGGAGGCGAUCGAUCCCCAGCAGCGGCUCCUGCUGGAGACUGUCUAUGAGGCCAUGGAAAAUGCAGGACUCACGAUACAUGGACUCAAAGGAAGCCAGACGUCCGCCUACGUAGGCGCUAUGUCGGCUGAUUAUACAGAUACCCAAACACGGGAUGUUGAGAAUAUGUCUCAGUACAUGAUCACGGGAACGUCGCGCGCACUGCUCUCUAAUCGUUUAUCGUACUUCUUCGAUUGGCAUGGUCCCUCCAUAUCGGUAGACACAGCGUGUUCUUCAAGCUUAGCGGCUGUCCAUCUUGGUGUUCAAAGUCUACGGAAUGGAGAGUGUACGAUUUCGUGCGUCGCGGGCUCCAAUUUGAUUUUAGGGCCCGAUGCGUAUCUUGCGGCCACAAGUCUUCACUUACUCUCGCCGACAGGCAAGUCUCAAAUGUGGGACACGGCCGCAGAUGGAUAUGCCCGAGGCGAAGGCAUUUGUGCUUUCUUUAUGAAGACACUGUCUCAAGCUCUUAAGGACGGGGACAGGAUUGAUGCAAUAAUCCGAGAAACAUGUGUAAACUCGGACGGUCGUACGAAAGGAAUCGCGCUGCCUAGUGCCGAGGCGCAGGCAGCGUUGAUCAGCACAGCUUAUAAGAAUGCAGGGUUGGAUGUUUUGAAAGUCGAAGAUCGGCCUCAAUAUGUUGAAGCACAUGGUACUGGAACACAAGCUGGAGACCCUAGGGAGGCGUCUGCCCUCAGCCAAACAUUUUUUCCACCUGGCUACGAGCAUGACGAUUGGCCCUCUCUUGUCGUAGGCUCAGUCAAGACAAUAAUUGGCCACACAGAAGGAACUGCUGGUAUCGCGGGAAUGUUGAAGGUAUUACUGGCUAUGCGACACAAGACCAUUCCGCCCAACCAACAUCUUCAUACUCUCAACCCGAGCGUAAGGCCUUUCUAUAAGAAGCUUCAAAUACCCAUAAGUCCUCAAGAGUGGCCCUCAGUCCCUCCAAAUCAGCCGCUUCGGGCGAGUGUCAAUGGCUUCGGCUCAGGCGGUACCAACUGCCACGCAAUUAUGGAAAGUUACGUUCCCGAAAUCCAUGAUCAUGGACCAUGGGGAACGCCGGAAGCACCACGCGAGUUCCGGGCUUCUGCUUUAACAGAUGUUGAUUUCACUCCAACCCCCCUUGUUUUCUCGGCUAGCUCCGAAUCAGCACUAGUCGCAAUGCUAGAAAAAUACGCACACUAUCUGGAGAAUACUGAUGUGUCUAUUCAACGCCUGGCGAUGACUCUCAACUCGCGCCGUUCAACCCUUCCGGUUCGAAUAGCUUUCCCCGGGACAUCGAAAGCAGGCCUACUCGAGGCAAUAAAGAAACAACUCUCGAAAGUCCGUGAGAGCCCUGGUACGGAAAUCGGUACUCGUCCGCCUGUUAUCGAAUUCGAUGAGAACAGACGCCCUCGGAUUUUUGGCAUAUUUACGGGACAGGGAGCGCAGUGGCCGGGUAUGGGGCAAACUCUAAUGGAAAAGUGUGCACUGUUCAGAGAGACCAUGGAGAUCAUGGAGCAGGCACUGGCACAGCUUCCCGAUGGGCCGGAGUGGUCUCUCAAGAGAGAAUUAAUGGCACCGCCCGCAGUGUCUCGACUGAGUGAAGCUGAACUUUCCCUGCCUAUAUGUGCAGCCGUUCAGGUGGGUCUUGUUCGUUUACUAUCUGAAGCAGGCAUCACUUUCCACACCGUGGUCGGUCACUCAGGUGGCGAAAUUCCUGCUGCGUAUGCUGCCGGUAAAAUCUCUGCAACGGACGCAGUGAAGAUCGCCUAUUACCGCGGUAUUGUUUGCAAGCUCGCCAUUGGUCCAGAUGGUAAGAGGGGGGCGAUGAUUGCUGUCGGGUUUAGUUAUGAGGAGGGGCUUAGUUUCUGUUCAUCCGCUAAGAUGAAAGGCCGUCUAACAGUAGCUGCCAGUAACUCACCCAAAAGUGUAACGCUUUCUGGCAAUGAAGACGCUGUUCUUGCAGCCAAGGAAAUGCUUGACAAUGAAGGCUUGUUCAAUCGCGUGCUAAAGGUAGACACAGCCUACCAUUCAUCACAUAUGUUACCUUGUGCGGAGCCCUAUACUACUCAACUCGAAAGUUGCGAUAUUCGGGUAGGUAACGGCAACGGAAUCACUGCAUGGGUAUCGAGCGUAUAUGAAGACAGCAGAACAAUUACUUCUGACCAGGAUACCGAUAUGCAGGCAGCAUACUGGACAGACAAUCUGAUUGGAAGAGUACUGUUCUCACAAGCACUUGAGCAGGCUUUGGAUGAUGGCAGAGGAGCCCUGGAUCUUAUCCUGGAAGUCGGACCGCACCCAGCCUUGAGAGGGCCGACACUUGAGACUAUGAGGACCAAGCUUGGCUACGAAGUCCCUUAUGCUGGUGUUUUAGACCGAAAGGCGGAUGACAUUACGGCAUUCAGUAACGCUCUCGGUCUUGUUUGGACACACCUUGGACCUACUUGUGUCAACUUUGCCGACUAUUCAUCCACGUUUGAAAAAAGCAAUAGUCACAUAGACAUGACCCCUUUGCCGGAUCUACCAACUUAUCCGUGGGAUCAUAAGCAGAUCAUGUACCGGGAGUCCAGACUCAAUAAAAAGGUCAGAUCCAGAGUGGACCGGGUUCAUGAGCUGCUUGGCAGCAGAACUCCAGAUGACACAGACUAUGAGCCGAGGUGGAGGAAUUUUUUUAAGCUAGACGAGAUACCUUGGUUACGGGACCAUUGUAUACAAAGCCAGAUCAUCGUUCCUGCGGCUACAUAUUGCGUUAUGGCCCUGGAAGCCGCCAGGGCUCUUGGCAGAGGAAAGAAUGUAGAAAGUAUAGAGCUGUCGAACAUCACGAUCCUGCGGCCAAUCGUCUUGAAUGAGUCGUCUGAAGGAACUGAGACGUUGCUAUCUGUGCGCAGUGAUCUUGACUCUAUUAAGGGCAAAAGCGACCUUAUCCGGGCAGAGUUCAGUCUCAGCGCGGGUACAGUGGAGGAUGGACAGAUGAGGACUGCUGCUACAGGAGAAAUACGUAUAUCCAUUGCAAGCGAACAGCCUGACUCCUCUGCCUUGUUUCCUUCCAGACCGCGUAAGCCGCAGUCUGAUCUGUUGCCGGUCAAUAUCAACCAGUUCUAUGAAUCACUAAGCAAGAUUGGGCUGGGUUACACCGGACCCUUCAGGGCUAUAACCUCUGUGGAGAGGAGGAUGGAUAUGGCAUCUGCCGUCGUCGCGAUAGAUGAACAAGUGGGAAAGUCAAUUCCAGUUCACCCGACUUGGCUUGACGCCUGCUUCCAGACGUUUCUCGCUGCAUUUGCCGCUCCUCGAGAUGGCUCGUUAUGGACAGCAUUCAUGCCCACAACAAUCGGCCGCAUGACAUUUGCUCCGAUCUCAAGCAUCGCUCCUGAUGAGCCAGCCUCGGUGACCGUCGACGCACAUAUUACCGAGUUAACACCAGGGUUCCAAGCAACAUUGCCGACGAUUAACGGUGAUAUGAGUAUCUACAACUCCAAAACAGGUAAAUUGGAAGUGAGCAUAGAAGAAUUCACCAUGAGUUCCUUCCUUCCUGCUACGGAGAAGGACGACAGGCUAUUCUACUUGAAAACGGUGUGGCAACGAGACAUCCUCUCCGGAGCUGCCUUCGAAACAGAGCAAGUUACCUCUCCACAUGAGCUGAAGGUUAUUGAUGCCUGUGAAAAGGUAAUUCACUACUACCUGUCGAGGCUUAGGGCGGACAAAUCAUUCCACGAAAAAGUCGAGAAAAGCCCAGGCUUACUUGCUUUGAUUGAGAAAACGGCUACUUGUGCAUACGAACUAACUCGAUCUGAGCUGCAUUCUAUCCUGGAGGAGUUUGGAGAGCACAUAGACAUGGUGUUAGUCAAAACAAUAGGCGAGCAACUUUUGAAUAACUCAUCGGCACUCGUCCCGGCCGGCGCGCAAGCACCAACUUCGUUGAGCGAGCUUGUGUCCCGAUGGCACAACGAAGGGCUAGGAUUUGCGCAAGUUCACAAGCAUAUGUUGAGCGCAGUCAAACAAAUAUCCCACCAGUAUUCGACAUUGAGAAUUCUCCAAGUUGGACCAUCUUCAGCCAACCUUGUACGUUCUGUAUGCCAAGAACUUGAGCAUGCCUUAGAUUCAUACACUAUUGUGGAUGGAUCAGCGAAGGCUAUCGAAGAGAUCAAGGCGCACUUAAUUUCGGAUCAAUUGAGAGUCGACUUCAGACUUCUCGACGUUGAAAACGGGGACGAAAACGUGGAUGAUAUUGUUGCGGCCGGCUCUUUCGACGUGGUUAUUGCUCACAAGGCUUUCAAGAACCAGGAAGCCGCGUUGAAGACGAUCCGAAGUCUGGUAAAGCCAGGGGGCUUUCUUUUGAUGAUGGCGGCGACUGGUGACCAACUUCGCUUUCCCUUCUUCUUAUCAUCAGCUCCACCCCCAGUGCGCGAUGACGGAUGUACCCAGCCGAAAUUAAUAAACGCGACCCGCGAAGAAACACACAGUGUCCUUCAGAAUGUUGGAUUCUCCGGCGUUGAUUCCAUGGCACUUGACAACGUUCCCGAGAAGCACACAUUCUCUGUUGUCGUGUCGCAGGCACUGGACGACCAAAUCAGCUUUCUAAGAGCUCCACUUGCCUCGAAGUUACCCAUUGCAAUGAACGGAAAACUGCUCGUUUUGGGUGGUUCCUCCCCCAAAAUCUCCAAUUUACUUAGGGUUAUUGAGACUAAGCUGUCUCACUCCUGGCAUGGAGAGAUUAUUAAUGUUGAAUCUCUAGCUGACCUACAAAGCCAAGAAACCGAAGGGAUUGAAACUGUCCUUAGUCUGACUGAACUCGAUCACCCAGUGCUCGAGGGGCUUAGCGCUACUACAUUUAGAAGCCUACAGCUGCUUUUCGAGAGGUCUAGGACAGUCCUCUGGGUCACUCAAGGGGCAAGAUCUGUAGCCCCCUACCAGAGUGGAACGAUCGGUCUUGGGCGAACGUUCCAAGCCGAAAACCCACAAAAGCUUCUACAGUUCCUCGAUUUGGAUACACUCGACGGUGGCGAGAUAGUUAUUGCAGAGAGCCUCCUGCGACUUAUUGGAGGCCCAGCCAUUAGAGACGACGGUCCAAAAAAGUCGCAUCUGUGGAACAUUGAGCCGGAACUUGCGGUCGAGAAUGGCAACCUACUUAUUCCAAGGCUUCUUCCCGACAGGAAGCGCAAUAAUCGCCUCAACUCUCUUAAACGAAAGGUGGAGACCCAAACUCUUGUUAGGACACAGCCUGUAACUAUCAUUCGUUCUCUGCACAAUGCGGGUGAAGUUGUGUACUCAGCUGAGGAGGCACUUCAUCGUUCAAACCUCGCUGUGGUUUCCAUGGGCUCGGACCAGAUCACACUGAGAGUGGAGUAUUGCUCCAUCGAUCCCGCCAUGCCCAACUACCACGAGAAAGAGCUGUUCUGCUGCAUUGGUCGCACGCAAGAAGGAAUGCGACUCUUAGCACUGUCAGAUUGCAACUCGUCCGUCAUCACAGUGCCACGCGAGUGGACUAUUCGACUUGGUGACGAAACACUGCAGGAUACAACAACUCUCCCUCUGUUUAUCCGCGUGCUAGAUGAGGUUAGGUCCCGAGUCAUCGAGAAGUCCAUGCCCUCUGGAUACACCACUCUGCUUUACGGAUCUGAUGCACAUCUUGCUGCCACUCUCAAUAGGCGUGAGAACGUGUCGGAUAAGGAUUUCGCGUUCAUCAGCUACCAGGCACAGUCGACUCGUGGAGGCCUUCCUAGUAAUUGCAUAGAGAUUGGACAGCACACGUCAAGGAAGGAGUUAAAAUCAAUUAUACCCUCUAAAACGAGAUUACUCAUUAUCUUGGGCCAUGGAGGUGAUGCACGCAAACUUUUAGCUAUCCAACAGGCCCUUCCAACGACCGCCCCUGUUGUUUCUUUCGACGAUCUCGACACUGAUGGUCUCGUACCAAAUGAAGUACUAUUUGAAGCCUUGAAUUCCGUGAGGAGUCUUCCUUUGUCACUGCAGACAAUAAUGGACAGUACCACUGUAGUCAAGGCCUCUGCUUUAGUUAACGAAGGGGUUAAGAGACAUACAAAUGCCGCAGUCGUUGACUGGACAGGCGAUCAGAUGAUCACGCUAACCCACAGGCCCGUGGACCCUCGCCACCUAUUUUCCCCAAAUAAGACCUAUCUUCUAAUGGGCCUUAGUGGGCAAAUUGGUCAGUCUAUGUGCCGUUGGAUGGUCUGCAACGGUGCGCGGCAUAUUGUGGUUACGAGUCGGAACCCCGACAAGGAGGCACUUUGGAAGGAUGAGUUACAACGACAAGGAGCCAGCAUUGCAAUAGAGGCAGCAGAUGUUACUAAAAAACAAGACCUUGCGGAGCUCCGCACUCGCAUUCUCGGCACUAUGCCACCCAUUGGUGGCGUGGCUAACGGUGCAAUGCUGUUGGCAGAUAAACUCUUUGCUGAUAUGCCUUAUGACAGCUUUCAGAAAGUACUAAAACCCAAAGUCGAUGGCUCGAAAAAUUUGGAUGAGGUUUUCUCCGAUGACGACCUUGACUUCUUCAUUCUGUUCUCCUCGAUUUCUGCGGUAACUGGGCAGCGAAGCCAAGCGAACUACGCUGCUGCGAAUAACUUUAUGGUUGGGUUGGCUUCGCAAAGGCGAGCCCGCAAUCUCCCUGCGUCAGUGAUCGACAUCGGCAUGGUAAUCGGCAUCGGUGUUAUUCAAAGGACAGAUGGCGAUGAGGGCAUGGGCGCGAUGGAGACUGCCCUGCGAAAGCUGGAUUACAUGCCCGUUUCAGAACGCGACCUCCAUCACCUUCUAGCUGAAGCAAUAGUCGUCGGUAGAAGCGACGAGUCUCCAGAAGUCGUGACGGGACUAGAGACUUACAAUACCGGUUCAGGGAAUAGCCCAUUCUGGCAUAAGAAUCUGCGAUUCUCACAUCUCAUAACAGAUAUUGGUUCCUCCGAAGCACGCCAGGGUUCUGCAAACAGUAUUCAAAAAACUUGGAAGGAGAAGCUCGCGGAUGCCAGUGGACCAGAUGAUGCCCUUCAGAUUAUGGAAGGAGCUCUCUUGACGUACCUGUCAUCCUCGCUUAAGUUGUCUAUCGAGAAUAUCUAUACAGAUGUUCCGAUCAUUGAUCUCGGUAUUGACUCUUUAGUUGCAGUGGAGAUUCGGAACUGGAUAUUCUCAGAGGCCGGUUACGAUAUCCCGAUAUUGAAGAUUCUCGGAGGAUCUUCCGUCAAGCAGAUAUGCAGUGAUGUGGUCUCAUCUCUGUCCUUCGAAGGAAAACAGACCAAAGCUGCAGAACCUAAAGCUCAAGCUGCUCCGAUUCUGAGCUCUCGCGACUGGAAUACCCCAUCCCCGGAGACGAAUUCGCUGGAAGUAUCAUCUGACAGUUCGCCACCAGAUGAUACUUCAAGCUCAUCUAUAUCUUCGGAAUCAUCCACUCAGCUAGACUCUGUUGGAGGUGGUCAACCUGCCUCGCCUUCAGGCCCCGUGGUUGCUCUGGACGUCGUAAACAAGAAGUCCCCUCGUCCAGUGCCCCUCCGUACAGAGUCAUUGUCAUUGGGCCAAUCACGACUAUACUUCUUGUCUCAGUACUUGGACGAUGAUACUGUCUUAAACUGCACCAUAUCUUAUGCACUUUUAGGAAGGGUUGAUAUGUCCAAGUUGGAAAAGUCCUUAGAGGCCGUGACUCAAUAUCACGAAACCCUGCGCACCAUAUUCCUUACCAGCAAGCAAGACGGACAACCCAUGCAGGGCAUACUUGAGAAACCGACAUUCAAACUGAAGGUGAUUCCCGGUAUCAGUGACACGGCAGAUGCCAAGAGAGAAUUCGAGCGGACUCAUAAAUAUCACUACAACCUAGAGAAGGGAGAUACCUUCAUCGCUACCGUUUUGUCACACAGCGCUGAUUCUCAUACCAUCAUCUUUGGAUACCACCACAUAAUCAUGGACGGCGUCAGUUGGCAAAUAUUCCAACGAGACUUGGCCAAGUUCUACAACGACCCGACAUUACUAUCCUCUCCCAAAUCCCUGCCAACCCAGUACAUUGACUUCACUCUAAAGCAACAACGGGACAUGUCCAACGGAGCAUAUGCGGAGAGACUCAAAUUUUUUCAGGACGAGUUUCAGAAGCCGGUUGACCCACUGCCGCUCUUCCCGUUUGCUAAAGUCAGUACGCGCAAGUCCUUGACGAAGUACGCGGUUCGAGAUGUUGUCACCCACGUUAGUGCAGAUGUAGUGAGCGCACUGAAGAAGGCGAGCCAAGCUUCUCGGACUACCUCAUUUCAUUUCUUUCUUUCAGCUUUCCAAGUCCUCCUCCACCGCCUGCUGAAUACUGAACAGAUGUGUAUUGGCAUGGUAGAUGCCAACCGUUCCGACCAGAGCUUCAGCAACACUGUAGGGUUUUUCCUGGAAACCAUACCCAUGCUGUUCCGAGUCGAUAGCAAGCAGACGUUUAGCGAUGUGCUUCAGACCACCCGAACCAAGGCCUAUGCGUCACUCGCGCAGACCGGCGUCCCAACCGAGGAGAUUCUACGAGCAUGUAGCAUCCCGGCGUCGACGACUGAGACGCCGCUCUUCCAGGUUGUCUUUAACUACCGUAUGGCAGCAAGUCGGACAUCUCCGAUGCAGGGGGUGGAUGUGAAGUUCCUGGAAUACGCCGACGCGAAGAAUCCUUUCGAUCUUGUGGUGUCCGUUGAUGAGCUAGACGACGGCACAGCGAUGCUCACUUUCUCCCUACAGGAUUACCUGUAUGACCAGGAAGGAGCAAAUUUGCUCGCGAACACAUAUACACACUUGCUCGCUGCGCUGUCCAAAGACACUUCCCGCCCGGUAGGUAGCGUCCCUGUGUUUGACACGAUUUUGACACAGCAGGCUGUCGCUCUCGGUACUGGACCUCAGGUAGAGCUUGCCCCCCCUUCGGCUAGCACUCUCUCGAAGAUUAUCAAUACUUGGGUAAACAGAGAUCCCGAAGCUUUAGCCGUCAAGGAUAUCAACGGAAAUACAAAAACCUAUUCACAGCUUUCAGACCGGGCUAACGCUAUUUCGACGGCGUUGCUGAGUACCGGAACAGCAUCCAUAUCGCCCAUUUGUGUGCUGCUUGACCCAGGAGUAGACACGAUUGCCACAAUCCUCGCGAUUCUUUGCAUUGCCGCAGCCUAUGUACCUCUAGAUAUCCGCAGCACGGAUGAAAGACUGCGCGAUAUCCUGGAAGAGUCUGGUUCGACAAUCCUACUCUACCAUGCGGCGACCGCAGAACGGGCCAGGGAGCUUUACAGACUUUCUGGACGCGCUCAGCGAAUCAGACUUGUUACUCUCGAUGAAGUACCACAGGAAACGACACAAAAGGUUGAAGAUGUAUCAACGUUAGACAGCCUUGCGAUGAUCUUGUAUACUAGCGGUUCGACCGGCAAGCCGAAAGGAAUCCCACUCACCAAUGCCAACAUUCGAGCUCCUAUCCUCGGCGUUUCCGAGAGGGUUUCACUAGGCCAAGAAGUCGUGCUACAACAGAGCGGACAGGGAUUCGACGCCGCUAUCUAUCAGAUCUUCAUCGCGCUUGCCAACGGCGGGAUGUUGAUCAUGGGUGAUAACUGCGGUCACCCGGCAGAAUUGGCUGCUCUGAUGACGCGCGAGGCCGUCACUUUGAGCGUGUUCAUUGUCUCAGAGAUGCAAUCGAUGUUGAAGUAUGGUUAUGAAGAACUCCGUACAUGCUCUUCAUGGCGUCUUGCAAUGGUCGCAGGGGAGGCGUUCACGACAAAUCUCCUAGACCAGUUCCACAGGCUCAACAGGCAUGACUUGAGGAUCAUCAACGCGUACGGUCCCACUGAAGCAUCUAUAUGCUCUUCCAUGCAUGAAGUAUCGCUCAGUGAUGUCAACUCAGCUGACUUCAGCAUUCCGAUCGGGAAGGCUAUUGCUAAUUACGGAACUUACAUUGUUGACGAGGAGUGCAAGCCUGUUCCCAUUGGAUGGCCUGGCGAAAUCGCGAUCAGUGGACCGGGUGUCGCGAGUGGAUAUGUUGGCCUGCCUCAACUUACCGAAAGCAAGUUUAAGCAUCAGACCCCUUUCACUGGAGCUUCGGGCUGGGACAGGCUUUAUCUCACAGGCGAUAAGGGCCGAAUGCUCUCCGACGGCUCCAUUGUGAUGUCCGGACGCGUGGAUGGAGAUGGCCAGGUGAAAAUUAGAGGUAUGCGCAUCCAGCUGGACGACGUAUCCCGAGCCCUCGUCCGAGCCUCGCGCGGCAGUCUCGUAGAUGCAGCUGUUCUAGUCCGAGGUGAUGAUACAAGCAACCAGCAACUUGUCGCAUACGUUGUGUUCUCUAGGACCUGUCAAGUUCACGACAAACAAGCUUAUUUUCGCCAACUCAGCCAGGAGCUUCCGAUUCCACUUUACAUGCGCCCGGCGGUCAUCAUUCCCUUGGAUAUACUCCCACUAACAGAAAGGGGUAAGCUCGACAGCCGCAAAUUGGCGGGUUUGCCUUUGCCGGAGGUUUCUCUCGACGAGGAGAACAACGACCAGCUCACAGAGCAAGAGGUGCGCUUGCGAGACGUUUGGAGAAGUGUCUUAGGUGAGAUCUCCUCGUCUACACCUAUUUAUCGGAACUCCGACUUCUUCUCCGUUGGUGGCAAUUCGCUGCUUUUGCUAUCCCUUCAGGCUGAGAUUCGUCGAAUAUUUGCGGUGGACAUUUCCCUACCGGAGCUCUUCCAAACUAGUACUCUUGAGCUUCUUGCUGCGCAAAUCACCGGCAAUUCAAAUCUUGCCCAGAUCGACUGGGAGAAAGAAACAGAGCUGGAUGAUAAGGCUUUCGUAUCACCGAAUGGAUAUAAAACCCCUCCUCGCAAUUCAGAGGGUAUUUCCGUUCUCCUCACGGGAGCCACAGGCUUCUUGGGAACUGGUAUUUUACGCCAGCUGGUUCAGCUUCCCCAGGUUGCCCGUGUCCACUGCGCAGCAAUCCGCGUCAAUGCCCAGGGCGAGCCUCGACAACUGAGCGUGGAUUCGCCAAAGAUCGUGCAACACUCCGGUGAUCUCGCGCUACGCAAUCUAGGCAUGAGCCAAGCGCAAGUAGAUGAGCUGUUCAACGAUGUCAGCGUCAUUAUUCAUAACGGGGCCGAAGUGUCGCACAUGAAGAACUACCGCAGCUUACGAGCUACCAAUGUCCUGUCUACGAUUGAACUAGCCCGCCUGGCUGUGUGCAGCAAAAUCCCGAUUCAUUACAUCUCUACGGCCGGUGUUGCGCGCCUCAGCGGCGCAGAAGUGCAGUCCGCGUCGUCUUUGGCAGCGUUCCUCCCACCGGUCGACGGCUCAGAGGGUUACGUAGCGUCCAAGUGGGCAAGUGAGGUGAUUCUCGAGAAAGUUCACAGGCGCUUCCAAGCGCAAGUUUGGAUCCAUCGGCCUAGCAGCAUCACUGGUGACAAUGUGCCGGCUCUGGACAUUGUGCACAGCGUGCUGAGGUACUCUAGGUUGAUGAAAGCCGUCCCUGACUUGGCUGGAUCCACGGGAUCAUUUGAUUUCAUUUAUAUCGAUACUAUAUCGAAGGAGAUUGCGAACUGCACUGUAACAAGCGCAGAUGGAAAGAAAACAGGAUCCAGCAACACCUUAAACUACGUACACCAGAGCGGCGAGGUCAUUGUUCCGGUGGAUCAACUCAAGCAGCACUUGGAAGGUUCGGCAGUUGGGUCGUUCAGAGUCUUGCCGUUGCAUGAGUGGGUUACUGGCGCAAUGGAAAACGGUUUGGAUGAGGUUUUGGGCUCGUUUUUAGUAGCCUCCAAAGGCGUGAUCAGAGCCCCAUUGCUGCAGAAGAGCCCUGGGACUAAUUAA